GGCACGCGCGACGGGGGGACGAACAUAGGCUCUCGAAGUGCGAAGAGUAACGAGAAUCGUGCUCUGGAUAUUCGAUAUCGGAUCGUCUGAUCGAGCCUCUCCCGCGGUUCCCGCGUUACGGAUCUCCGUUCUCCAUUCCGUGUACAACAGAAACUCGAAGUAGAGCUCAUAAGUGGCUCUCUCGAUGACCCUAGUCGCACUUAUCGCACGCGAAAUGACAUUUACCCGUUCCGUUUGUUUAUUCAACGUGAAAUUCAACGCGGGAGUAGGUCUGCAGUGAUAUAAAGGAAGGAGGGGCGAUAUUACAGAAGUGUUGAAACGUGGUGAAAUAAGAAAUCAUCGAAAAUGAGUUGCAUAUCGCAGUGCGCAAAGUACUUUCUCUGCUUUUUCAACUUUAUUUUCUUUAUCGCCGGAGGAGCGGCACUGACCGUCGGUAUCUGGCUAUUCGCCGACAGAAGCUCGUUCACCAAUCUCAUCGGGAAACUCGAUCAAUCCGACUUUUUGAACAAGACGGACGCGGAUGUCAUCAAGAUGAUGGCCUACAUUCUUAUCAUCGCCGGUGCUCUCACAUUCAUUAUCAGCUUCCUUGGAUAUUGCGGGGCUAUGUUCGAAUCCAGGUGUCUUCUUUGCGUCUACGGCAUUCUAAUCUUGCUGGUUUUAGUCCUGGAGUGUGUGGUAGUUGGUCUCGCUUUCGGACUUAAAGGAGACGUCGAGAAAGGUAUGCAAGAUUUCUUGAAGUCGACCAUCGUCAAGUAUUACGCUACCGGCGAUAAAACUGAUACGGUGACAGUCGCGUGGGACGGUAUCAUGAGUGAGCUCCAUUGUUGCGGCGCGGAAAAUUAUUUAGACUUCCGCGAAAAUACGAAUUGGACCUCAAAGUUCCCCGGAAAGACGGUCCCCGAAGCCUGCUGUAUAAAAGAAAACUAUGUUCUGAAGGAUCCUUCGUGUCCAAUUACUCCCACCGUGUCGAAUUCGUAUUAUCAAACGGGUUGCUACAAGGCCAUAAUAACUACCAUCGAGGAGAAUGCCGCGAUAGUGAUCGGUGUGGCCGCUACUCUGGUCUUCGUUGAGAUUCUGGUCAUAAUUCUGGCGCUGUACCUAGCCUGCUGCUACUGGCGUCCACAACAUGUUUAUCGAUGCGUAGAACCUUCUGGCAAGGAGUAACCUCGAGAGCAGAAUGUGCUAAGCUUUCUGCCAGCAGUUCUUUUUCCUUUAAGGACUUCGCGAAUAUACCUCGACUGUGUUUGUACGUGUAUAUAUACAAUAUACGUAUAUAACACAUAAAGUGUAUCUAUGUAUGUAUGUAUGCAUAUGUAUAUAUACAUAUACAUGUGUAUGCAUAUAUAUGUACAUAUAUACAUAUAUAUUCAUAUAUGUACGUACAUGCUUUCGCGUACUUUCCAAUGCAAUGGCGACGCAAACUUGAAUUCGGUGGCAUCGCACCGCAUCGUGCGCUUCAACCGCAUUCAGUCUCAGAUCUAUAACGUAUAAUGAGAAUCGAAGGGUUGCGGAUCGAGAGCGAUUUAAUGAUUUUAAUGUUAUACCUAUAAUGGGAGUGAUCGCUGAUUGCGACAUCCGAUGGUUGAUCAUAAUCGCUUACUGCUCGCUAACUCUUCGAUUGCUCGCACGUUAAUGUACGAAUUUUAACGGAAAUCACGUUGAGCGGAAAGGGAUUUUUCAUGACUCUUGCCAACACGAGAGUGUUGGCCUUUAGAGUUUGCAUGUGCCAAAUUAUCGCGUGGUCAAUCGCGGAACUGCGAACGGCUGUCAAGCGCUUUACCUCGGCGUUAAAAUGCCAACGUAUCAAAUGCAUUCGCUUUCACCGAGAUUAUUAAACGUGAAAUGCAUGUCAUACAUGGAUAUUGCGAGUAAAUCGUUCAACGCGUGGAGAAUUUCUUUUUUCAAUUAUCUAAAAAUGAGGCAAUCUGAUCUAAAUGGGAAAAAAAAUAAAUAUAUAUUUUUGACAUGAAAAUACUUAGAAAUUUGUUUACAUCGCACGCGCGUUGUUAAUAUAAUACCCGUUUUCAUCCGCUCAACGCUCGCUUGAACGAUUUGUGUAUGAAUACUUAUACUCAAUAUUUCGUCAUUGCCUUGCAACGUGCUACUCAAAAUGCUUUCAACUCGGGCGAGAUGACCAAUAAUGUACAUAUCGUACCGGAAUACUCUUCGCUAAUAACUUUAACGUCCAGAUUCUCACACGAAGAACGUGAAAUGAAAGAGAUAGCUAAAUGCAAGAUUCGCGGUGAUAAUGUUUUAAUUGUUUGCAUCGAUUACGAUCACUUUUCGAGCAGCUUUGCUUUCUCUGAUUUUUUAACGUUCGUUCGAUCGCACAGUUACUUUCAAUAUUUCGCAUUCCGUCAUGUCGAAUCAAUACGAGGAAAAACUGUCGUAUGAUUUUCCGUAGUGUUAUAAAAUGACCGAAGCCGAUCGGUAGUGAAAGUGUUGUUGAGUGCAGCACAAUUUCACGUUCGGGUCCUCAACGGCGAGGCGAAUGCCUCGUCACGGGUGCGAAGAGAUUACGAUGUUACACAUGCGCGUAUCCAUCUGAAUUGAUCACAAUCCAUCCUAUUAAAGUAGAACCCUUUCUCAAUUGGAAGGCAUUGACAAAUGGACGUUCUUUUAGCUUGUGUAGACGUAUCGUCGAGACAGGCCUGGUGAGGUGCUGAAGUAAGGAUGAUGAUUUUGAUGGGGUUUGCUUUCAAGUAAGACGGAGGUGAAGUUGUCAGUUGACAGCCGAUCCCUUCCUUGCUGCUGCUUCGCGCCGCAGCAUCUAGAUCUAUCAUCCAUUCUAUUCUACAAGCGUUCUUUUAUGAAUUCUAUGAGGCAUGGUAGCUUUGCUCUCCACCCUUGCAUGGCCAUGCUGUUGCAUAUUAUUUGAUAAAGACAAAAAGUCAGAUGUACGAAAGCGGAAAGAAAGAGGGAGAGAGGCCUGAUUGCAUCAUUAUGUGGACGCAACCUGUAAUAGGUGCAGAGCGAUUGUUGUGACCGAUUAGAUUUAUUUUGGGCAGGAUAUUUCAUAUGAAAUAGUAUCACGGAGUAGACGGUAUUUUGUGAUAAUGAAAAUUAUAAGUAUGCAUUAAUUAUACGAUCGUUAAUCAAAAAGUUAUUUUUAUUAUUUUAAUAUCUAAAGUGUCUCUCGCUAAGUAGAUAUUUCUUUGAAUUGCGACUAAUUUUAAGCCAAGCUUUUCCUUAAUGGAGAACCGAAAUUCAUCACAACCUUUUAAUUUUUAAAGCGAUGUAAAAUUCUAUAAAUACGUUUUAUAUUUGAAAUUAAUUCUAACUUUGCCAUGAUGUUUUGAUCUCUCGGCGUCUUUACGAAAGAAAAAUUAAUUGAAAUUUGUUCAAAGAAGGCGUCGUUCAAAGGAAAUGUGUUCAGCGAGAAACACUUUGUACAGUAUAUUAUCGAUGACAGAUUAUUAAUCCUUGCAUAGAGUGAUUAAAAGAGAUAAAUGAUUAAAGAAUAAAGUAUGCAAAUGAAAGAAAAAUGUGAAGUAGAGCGUAACUAGACUUUUAAAUAUGUGCAAUUGUUAUUUCAUGUUACUAAAGGAUGUUAUAAUUAUUAUAAUUAGACAUUUUUCGAAUAUUACAAGAGUAAACAUGUUGUUUAUCAAUCGUUUACGAAUUAGUUACAAAGCAAUAACUAUGAUUGCUCCAAUAGACGAUGCCAAAAUUUAGAAAAUAUAUGAGUCAUUAAUCAAAACGUUCCAUCCAUAAAGCAUUUUCGUGAUUUGACUAGUAAUCGAGUUUAACAUUAAAUAUAUAUAUAUGCGCAGAGAAUUUUCUUCUCUAGCGUUGUGAUUCUAUAAGGAGCGGAACGAUAAAUUUUCGAAUGUGUUUGUCAUGCCAAACAAGUAUGCAAUUGGGCCUAAAAGUUUCAUUUAAGCUUAGCGUAACUUCAUUUUGUUUCACGGUGUUUAUUCAUACUCCGAACAGCUAUCGGCACGCGUUAUUAGACACACGUGACGAAAUUCUACUCAGAAUUGUUGGUACACGCAAGUAACACAACAUUUAACUAUUUCCUUUCUUCCUUCUCAUUAGUUAGAGUAGCUUAGUCAGCAAUCUAUUGUCUCAAUGUUGCAAACGCUAUACGGUACCUAACAGAUACAUCACAGAUCGCGGGAUGAGGUAUCUCAUUCGUGUUUAUAUGUAAAGAACACAAAAAAAUGCAUUAUUGUAAAAUGGGACAACGUACAAUUUCGAGAAGAAGUCCAUAUUACCUUCAUAAGAAAUCGAUAAUAUGUAUGUUAGUGUACUUUCAAUGUUUAACACACACUGCUGUAUACGCAAGUCCUGUACGUAUGCGCACCGACACACGCAGAGGGCCAAAGCCAAAAUGGAACAAUCCACAUCCCUUCCAAAAAAAAAAA
This is a messenger RNA of Pogonomyrmex barbatus (red harvester ant), 4367 nucleotides long. It is a transcript of the gene Tsp66E, whose product is annotated as Tetraspanin 66E. Lineage: Eukaryota; Metazoa; Arthropoda; Insecta; Hymenoptera; Formicidae. Gene Ontology annotation, cellular component: plasma membrane. The record is from RefSeq and is a predicted model, not a curated record.